GAAUUCACAAUCCUUUCGGCCACUUAUGGUCCGUGAAUAUAGACUCUGGCUGCUUGGAGACGCCUUGGCUGGUCGCCAAUAUAUGCUGAUAUCUCCCAGCGUGGUUGCAACGCCUAAAUCGGGCUUUACGUAUAGGCUUGUAACAAUUGUCGGGUAAGGACGAGAACGUAUAUAUAUUCAGGCUUGCCCUCUUUCCAGGAUGUGCACGGCAAGUAUUUUCGAUCCCACCCAAUCUCCACGGUUCGGCCGUGUUCCGUAUUCGAAUUUCAACGGCGCGGUCACUAACCGUACCGAACACGACUACAUAAACGUCACUAGAUGCUUCCUAUCGAGAGUCCACAACCUCAAUCGCUGCUGACGCGACUUCUUUCGUCUUCAGAGGAGUUAGACAUGACGAACGUUGGGCUUCGUUCUAAGGAGGAGGAGGGGGAUCGUGAGCACGUUGACUUCUUGUCGUAUCUCCGGGAGUCACAAGAAUCACUCAUCCUCUCAACGUCACCAUCCAGCCAGAGUUCAUCGCCUGAACGAUUGCAGAAAUUACCCGGGCCCUCAGGAGUAGGGUCCUCGUUGAACCACAAGCCGAGUCUGUCCAUCGAUAUCCGCGGCGUGAGAAUUAAUCCAGCACCAACGUCCUCGACGGAGAGCCCUCACAGGGAGCUCUUGACCUACCUUCGUGCUACGCCGCUUUCUCCAGUAUCUGAAGAAUCAAUCAUCGUCUCACCUCGCUCAAUCCCUUCCAGCCCGGUCUCCUAUACUGCACAAGCCAUCAUCCGCUCUCCUCUCAUGAGUCCGGCAACCCGUUCCUUCGCAUCACCCAUCCAGUCAAGUCACGGGUCCCAUGUCACUUCAUGCGAAGCAAGUUCGGUGGACUUGCCGUCUAGUCCGGAGUCGGCAUGGGGCCCGAUUUACUCGCCGAGUUUGGAGAAGCGGAGUUUCAAGGAUGGGUCGUUCUGUUUCCCGGAUUGGCUGAUGAAGGACGAGGAUAUGCAGAAGGAGCGACUGUACGGCGAGCUUGAAGGCUUAACAUCGGGAGGCUUUGACUCGAAUGGAAAUCCAUGAAAAACGUCAAGCGGUGUCGGAAGAAGUACUGUGUACGUAUGCCUAGCUAUCUAUGGAGAGGAUUUACGAGCUGGAGAUCAACGUGGCAGUAUGAAAUGGAGCUUUCGCGUCAAUACAAGGCAUAAUAUUUUUCCGAGCAGUGUCUGGUCUU
Saitoella complicata NRRL Y-17804 is the source of this 1210-nucleotide messenger RNA. RefSeq lists its product as uncharacterized. The record is from RefSeq and is a predicted model, not a curated record. The transcript has a single exon. Lineage: Eukaryota; Fungi; Ascomycota; Saitoellomycetes; Saitoellales; Saitoellaceae. The coding region runs from base 319 to 1059 and encodes 246 amino acids.